CCUGCGUUCCCCUGGCUUGGUUGGUCAGGGCUUCCAGGGGCCGAUGAACGCUGAGGAAACUGGAUUCAGAGUGUCUCUUCUUGCCUUUCGCGGGAGGAAGCUGUGGACAUACUCCAAGGUCGGAAAGGUGGUAGUGGGGGGCACUUUCUCUCCAGGGUGCAGGGUCACCGCGUCCCUACCCAACUCAGACUCCCUGAGCCUCACAGGAGACUCUCUAGGAUUGGAAGUUGUUAUGGCAACGAGGCUCUCAGAAUACUGAGGAAAGCCAAAGCCUAGAGAGCCGACACCCUCCUGUAUUCCCGCUUCCGACCCACGGGUAAAGUGGCGCCUCCUACGCACAGAAACCGUCCUUGGGCCCCCGCUCCGGCGAGGAGACCACCCUGGACCUCCGGGGGCGGGAGGCCGCUCUGGCCCCAAUCAGGGCCUCUCGCUGGUAGACGGGCCCGAGGUAGCCCCUCUGGGCGCAGCGCCGCCGAGCUGCUCGAUGCUCCGACCGGAAGUGCUCUUCACCGCCGACCUCCCACCCGGCUCUCUGGUCCCGGCGGUAAGAUGGCGGCUGCCGCGGAGUGCGAUGUGGUAAUGGCGACGACCGAGCCAGAGCUGCUAGACGACGAGGAAGCGAAGAGUCCUACGCCUUUGACAUCUCAUCCUUCAGUCCCUUUGCUGGAAGCAGAGUCUUUCAAGGAACAAGGAAAUGCAUACUAUGCCAAGAAAGAUUACAAUGAAGCUUAUAACUAUUAUACAAAAGCCAUAGAUAUGUGUCCUAAAAAUGCUAGCUAUUACGGGAAUCGAGCAGCCACCUUGAUGAUGCUUGGAAAGUUCCGGGAAGCUCUUGGAGAUGCACAGCAGUCAGUGAGGUUGGAUGACAGUUUUGUUCGGGGACAUCUACGAGAGGGCAAAUGCCACCUAUCUCUAGGGAAUGCCAUGGCAGCAUGUCGUAGUUUCCAGAGAGCCCUAGAACUGGAUCACAAAAAUGCUCAGGCACAACAGGAGUUCAAGAAUGCUAAUGCAGUCCUAGAAUAUGAGAAAAUAGCAGAAACGGAUUUUGAGAAGCGGGAUUUUCGGAAGGUUGUUUUUUGCAUGGACCGUGCCCUAGAAUAUGCCCCUGCCUGCCAUCGCUUCAAAAUCCUCAAAGCAGAAUGUUUAGCAAUGCUGGGUCGUUAUCCAGAAGCACAGUCUGUGGCCAGUGACAUUUUACGAAUGGAUUCCACCAAUGCCGAUGCUCUAUAUGUACGAGGUCUUUGCCUUUAUUAUGAAGAUUGUAUUGAGAAGGCGGUUCAGUUUUUUGUCCAAGCUCUCCGGAUGGCUCCUGACCAUGAGAAGGCCUGCGUUGCUUGCAGAAAUGCCAAAGCACUUAAAGCAAAGAAAGAAGAUGGGAAUAAAGCAUUUAAAGAAGGAAAUUACAAGCUAGCAUAUGAACUGUACACAGAAGCCCUGGGGAUAGACCCCAAUAAUAUAAAAACAAAUGCUAAACUCUACUGUAAUCGGGGUACGGUUAAUUCCAAGCUUAGGAAACUAGAUGAUGCAAUAGAAGACUGCACAAAUGCAGUGAAGCUUGAUGACACUUAUAUAAAAGCCUACUUGAGAAGAGCUCAGUGUUACAUGGACACAGAACAGUAUGAAGAAGCAGUACGGGACUAUGAAAAAGUGUAUCAGACGGAGAAAACAAAAGAACACAAACAGCUCCUAAAAAAUGCACAGCUGGAACUGAAGAAGAGUAAGAGGAAAGAUUACUACAAGAUUCUCGGGGUAGACAAGAAUGCCUCUGAGGACGAGAUCAAGAAAGCUUAUCGGAAACGGGCCUUGAUGCACCAUCCAGAUCGGCACAGUGGAGCCAGUGCUGAAGUUCAGAAGGAGGAGGAGAAAAAGUUCAAGGAAGUCGGAGAAGCUUUUACCAUUCUCUCCGACCCCAAGAAAAAGACUCGAUAUGACAGUGGACAAGACCUGGAUGAAGAGGGCAUGAAUAUGGGUGCUGAGAAGAGUUGUAAGCAGUCGAAAGCUGUUGAAGGGAUACAAGUCGGGGAGCCAUGGACCUCAUUUAGGCUCUGGAGAUGUAUUUGUGAUGGCAGUGAGGCGAGCUGGUUUGGAAAGGAUUUUGAUGCAAACAACAUCUUCAAGGCAUUCUUUGGCGGUCCUGGGGGCUUCAGCUUUGAAGCAUCUGGUCCAGGGAAUUUCUUUUUUCAGUUUGGCUAAUGAAAGGAAACCAUCCAGAACCCAGAAAAUGCAGACUUGCUCCGUUUAACCUCGAAUGUGGCUGGACACAGCUCACCUCCUCCCUUCAUUAUGAUCCACGUACUUAGAGCAGUUUCGUUUUCUCAGUUGGAUACCCAGUGUCUGUGUGAGUGGGGUGAAGGAAAGGGAGCCAGUGCCGAAGACUGCGGGUAGGGGAGGGAGGUGGGGGGUGGACAGGGCAGCUUGUGAAUUUUUGUUUUACUGUUUAACUUUAUUAAAAAAAAAAAAUUAAGAGAAUAAAAUGUUUUGACCCUU
Lagenorhynchus albirostris (white-beaked dolphin) is the source of this 2487-nucleotide messenger RNA. RefSeq names its product DnaJ heat shock protein family (Hsp40) member C7 (gene DNAJC7). NCBI's taxonomy places the organism in Eukaryota, Metazoa, Chordata, Mammalia, Artiodactyla, Delphinidae. The record is from RefSeq and is a predicted model, not a curated record. The transcript has 16 exons. Gene Ontology annotation, molecular function: protein binding. Bases 550 to 2193 code for a protein of 547 amino acids.